Heterobasidion irregulare TC 32-1 is the source of this 2730-nucleotide messenger RNA. RefSeq lists its product as uncharacterized. The coding region runs from base 1 to 2730 and encodes 909 amino acids. The record is from RefSeq and is a predicted model, not a curated record. Gene Ontology annotation, biological process: establishment of cell polarity; positive regulation of G2/M transition of mitotic cell cycle. NCBI's taxonomy places the organism in Eukaryota, Fungi, Basidiomycota, Agaricomycetes, Russulales, Bondarzewiaceae. The transcript is spliced from 2 exons. Gene Ontology annotation, cellular component: cytoplasm; cell septum.
AUGCAGCCCUCAGAACACGAGAUCCAGCGCGAGGUCGAGAACCUGCGCGACAUCCGCCGCCGCUCGUCCGCCCAGGGCGGGCCCGGCGCGCUGAUCCUCGACCCUGAUCUCCCCGCCCAGACGCACGCGCACACCCCGCCGCCCCCGCACGCCAACCCGCAGACCGCCUACUACGACGACUCCAGCUCAGACUCACACUCCCAUGAGGACAGCGCAGAGAGCGCGCCCGCCGACGACCCCUUUCACCUCUUCUGGGUCCCUGCACGCAUGCACCCCGAGAUCGACCCCGGCCAGUUCCGUGCGUUUCUCAAGGAACAUGCCCGCGCCCCCUCCGACGGACCUGGCGCGACCUUGGGCCGCGCGGGCUCGACGUCGUCCCUCAGCUCCGGGCUGGGGCGCAAGAAGUCGAUGCUGAGCAGGCAGUACAAGCCGUCGGAGCACGACGGUGUCGAGGACGAGCGUGUCGUCCCGCUUCGCAGAAACAAGUCGUCGCUCUACCACGUCGAUGGUCCCCAGCUGACGAUCGGCGACCUCGAGCGGCUCGACGAGCUCGCGGAGGAGGCGUCCAAGAGCAGCGACCCGUCCAAGCUUCGGAGCGUCCUCCGCCGCAGCCUCAGUAUGAACAUGGCGCCCUCAGUCAUUGACCAGAUGGACAACAUCCCCGACAUGGGCGACGAGGCGGACAGCCCCAUCAUCGUGCCCCGCCCCGGCCAGAUCCUGCGCCGCGCCGCUCGCACCAAAAUUCGCAAGCCGGGACAGACCGGCGAGGGCAGCCAUCGGUUCAACGCAACUCGGCGUGGCCCCGGUGCACGCGCGGCCACCACCGGCGCCGACCAGAGGACGUCGAGCGACCUGUCCUCGAGCGACCAUGGCGACAGCGAGCCGCGGCGCGAGCGUGCCCUCAGCAACGAGAGCUUCUCGGACGAGGGGGCCCCGCGCCUCGUAAGGCCCGAAUCGUACAGCGUUGAAACAUUCAUCUUUGACUCGUACGUGACCGAUGAGAAUACGGAAACAGACAUCCUCGCUCUCGCUACGACGCUGGAGCUCCCGGAGCCUGUGACGUCUCCCGUCGAAGAACCCCACAUCUUGCGCACUACCUCCCCGCCUCCGAUGCUCCCGCUAGAGCCACCAUUAACGGAACCGGUGAUACCUUCGCCAAUAUUACAGCACCCGCAACCCACGCGCCCGCAGCUCGAUGUUCCUGCCCCUGUAGAAGUUCCUUCUCGCACACCCUCCCCCGAACGAGCAUCAUCCCCUCCCCCGAUCUCCGAAACCCCUUCCCAGGCACGGCCCUCGCUCUCAGAAUUGUCCCCUGUGGCAUCCCGUCCGUCUUCUCAGAUCGAUCACCGGAAGGAGAGGGAUAAGAAGGGCCUGUUCGGCAAAUGGGGAGGCGAGAAGAAGGGGAAGAAGGAGAAGGAGAGGGAGCGGGAGAAGGAGAGGGAGAAGGAGCGAGAGCGGGAACGGGAGCGAGAAAAAGAGAAAGAAAAGGAGAAGGAGACUGGGUUUUUCGGGUCGUUCUUUGGCUCGAAGAAGAAGCAAGAGGAGUCUUCGCCGGGCCUUGGGCACGGCGCGGGACGCGAGACCGCCGCGGCCCUGCUCGGCGCAUCCAAGUCCAAGAGCGCCGCGCCCUCACCCUCGCCGCAGCCCAUCGCGGGAAACUACGCUAGAUAUCCGAUCCACGUCGAGCGCGCGAUCUACAGGCUCAGCCACAUCAAGCUCGCGAACCCACGCCGCCCGCUGUACGAGCAGGUGCUCAUCAGCAAUCUGAUGUUCUGGUAUCUCGGCGUGAUCAACAAGGCGCAGACCCAGGGCGCCGGUGGCGAGGCGGGCGCGGGCGCGGUGCAGGGCCCGAGUCCGGCGGAGAAGGAGAAGAGAGAACGCGAGCAGCGGGAAAAGGAGGAACAUGAGCGCGCUGCAAAAGAGGCCGCGGAGCGAGAGGCGGAGCGCGAGCGCGUGGAGCGGCUCGAGCAGAAGGCGCAAGGACGACGGGGGAGCCUCACGAAGUCCCCGACCGCGGGCUCGCCUGCAUCGGGGAAUCGACGCGCCGAGAUGCCUGUGCGUGGGCCGCAGUACGACCUACAGCACCGCGCGAUGGAGCAAGAAUACGGAUACCCAGGCGGCUACGCCAACGGGCUGCCCUCGCCAUACCCGUCGUCGCCGCAGUCCCCCCAAUCCCCGCAUUCGCAAUCUCCCUCCCAGCUCGCGCAUCCACAGCCCCAACUCGCGCAGAGCUACUACGGCAGCCCAAGUAAUACCCCGGUGGCCCAGCAGCCGCCCCGUUCGGCGAGUCCGAGCAGAGCAGGUGCCGGGUCGCCCAAGUUACCCCCUGGCGCGAUGCCGCCACCGGAACGCGAGCAGGGGUGGCAAGUGCCCGCGCAGCGGACGAUGUCAUCCCCGUCCCCGCCAUCCUCGCCACCGACCGCCGUGAACGCGAAUUCACGCCCGCGUCGAUCGCGCUCGCCGCCACCGCCGAGCCGCCAUACCCACGGCGCGCACAACAGUGCGAAGGUCCCGGGACGAUCGUUGUCCGCUACGGCGGUCGCCGCAGCGUCGGGGGGCCCGCCUGCGGCGGCAGCGGCGCACCCCGUGAACGGGAAGUCGCGGAAAGCGACGAGCGCGCACGCGACGGUGCCGCAUAAUGCGCGGAGACCGAGGACGAGCGAGGCCUCCAAUGGCGAGGAGGAGGACAUGCCCCUAGCGAUGUGGCAGCAGCAGCAACGGCAGAGAUGA